Molecule: messenger RNA, 3678 nt
Organism: Penicillium macrosclerotiorum
Lineage: Eukaryota; Fungi; Ascomycota; Eurotiomycetes; Eurotiales; Aspergillaceae
Product: putative spindle-pole body protein (Pcp1)
Exons: 3
Coding region: 1-3678 (1225 amino acids)
Cellular component (GO): microtubule organizing center
Source: RefSeq, a predicted model, not a curated record
AUGGCGUUCCCCUACAUCGACACGCCACGCACUGAGAUCGACGGGAACGCGACUUACCUGACGAACGGUUUCCGAAGCGCGGGGCGAACGCACCUAUCGGCACUUGAUUCGGUUGAAAACUCCUUCGUCACACCCUCCAAAGACAAUGAUGUGAUCAAAGGUUUCGGAGAUGGUCGAAAACGCGUCUCUGCAGCCUCCAAGCUUGGUACACCACGCGCCAGCGCCGCGCCCAAGUCAACUAGAAGCGCGUUAAGACACCUUCCCUCAGCUGGACCUGAAAGAGGCGAGUUCACACCUCUCAUGAAAAGCGCGACAAAGAACAACUUCUUGAAAAAUCUGUCUACGACUCGAGGAGCAGACGAUCCGAAGACUCCGGCUUACUUGCGAGAAAGCGCCCGGGACAAUGCCUAUACCCCCGGAUUGCCUCCCAACGAUAUGUCCGACAUUUACGAGGAAGAUUUGACAAGGGAUGAACCCACGCCUCUCCCUCAACCUGUGGGGAGCAGCGCUCAGAGUACGCCACUUCCGUCCCUUCUGGGACGCGAGGGUAGGGGAAUUUUGGGUGACGGCCAGAACAUGACACUCAAGGAGCAGGAAAGGAUCAUUGAUAGGCUCGACAAAGACAACUGGAACUUGAAGCUCAAAAUCCACUACCUAGAGGAACAACUCGAGAAAGCGGGGCCGGAAUACAACAGCGCGGCUCUUAAGGAGAACACUGAACUGAAAGUCCUACGGCUGACAAUGCAACGCGAUAUUUCCCGAUACAAGAAGAGCCUCCUACAAGCCGAACGCGAUUUGGAGGAUUACCGACAACAACUUGCAGAGCUAAGAGAAAGAGCGCGCCGACGACAAACCGAUGAGGAGGUGCAGCGCGAAAUGGACUUGAUGCGUGAUGAAAUCGAAUCCAGAGACAAUGAACUCAGAGAGCUCCGGGAAGAAUUGAGGUUAGCCAAGGACAGUCAAUCUCAGGAAAUAGAGAAACUUCGAGAUGAUGUUGAGGAUCUUGAAGCAACCUUACGGGAGAGAGAUCGGAUCAUCGAUGAACGGGACGAAGAGCUCGAGGAGUUGCGCCAAACUGGUAAAAAGAAUGACGCAGCGGAGCUUCAGUUUGAACUUGACCGCGCAAAGGAACAAAUACAAGAACUGCAAGAUAGUCUGGAGCAAGCUAAGUCAGACACUCGAGAGGCAGAGAAUGCUUCUCAGCAGGCCAUUGACGGAAAAAUUCGGGCUGAGGAGGAUCUUCGAACACUGCAGGAUGAAUUGUCAGAAAAGUCUUUCGUGACAAAGGGGCUUAGUCGACAACUAGAAGAGAGGGCCGAUAAGCUUGAUGAGGAAAUGCGUCAAUUGGGUCAAGAGAACAACACCCUCAAGGAGGAGGUUGCGCAUAAGACGGAGUCCAUGACUCGUCUCGAGGAACGUUAUCACACCAUUCAACAAGAUCUCAAGAACAACGCUGGCAAACUGGGCGAAGACCUUGAAUCAACGCGGCGCGAACGCGACCUAGCCCACCAACAGCUCGAAGAUGCGUCUUCCAGACUACAUCAAGCCCUUGAUGAUCUUCAGCGCGUGACUGAAGAGAAAGAACUCUUGUGGACCCGGCACCAUGCGCUGACCGAGGAAUCAGGUGGUUUGCAGGCUGAGCUUUCCCGGUCACAAUCACGAGUCCGUGAACUUCAACAGACAAUCGAAGAGGCCACUAGCCGGGCUCAAGAUAACCAAAAUCUUCGUUGGCAACACAAGGUGGAAAUCGACCGACUUCAAGAUGAGAUCGAGGCGUUACAGCACGAGAUCGAGGACAAGGAAGGCCACUUCGCCCUUGAGCAAGAUAGGUGGGAGAGCACCAAGCGGACGCUGCAUGCUCAGACAGAGCGAGCGGAGGAACAAGCCGCGGGCUUCAAACGGACAAUCGAAAAGCUCCAGGAUGCAGAAUACACCUCUUCUGGAAAGGAGGGCAAGCUUCAGGGAGUCAUAGACAGUGAGAAGCAACGUCACUCACAAGAAGAAGCUGUGCUCAAUCGUCAAAUUAAAGAGUUGGAUGACGAACUGACUAAAAAGAGGCAAGUUUUGGAUGAACAGCGGAAUGACCUUCUCACUGUCAGGGAAGAACUACGUUUAUCAAGGCGUGAGGAGCUGUCACUCAAGGAGAAAGUGCAAGCUUUGGAAGACGAAGUAAUUGUCUUACAAUCGAGUCUAGCCGAUGAGCAAGAAUAUGCCAAGGGACGUGCACAAAAAGGUUCACCCGAUGUGGAGAGCCAGCUACAGAAAGCAAUCGCUGAUAGACAAACCCUUCGCGACCAGCUCGCUAAUGCUCAUGUCGAGCUCCAUGACCUGAGAACUUCCGUUGCUGAGAUCGAAGCGGAGCGAGAUGAGCUUCACGCUCAACUUGAACGACCCAAUAAUGCGGAUGAGACACGUUUUGACCGUGAAAAACUUGAGUUUCGGAGAAGUACAACCCGUCUUGAAAAUGAAUUGAAACGAUUGAAGGACGACAAGGCCUCUCUCCUAGAAGCGAAGGAUACUCUCGAGCAGCAACUCGGAUCGGAGAUUGAACGGGCCACUGCAGAGGAGGGCCGCUUGUCGGCUGAGAUCGACCGUCUCCAGGGAAAACUACUCGCAGGCUCAGGCAACCGAGACAGAGAAUUGACCACCGCGAAGACCAAAGUUCAGCGGCUUGAGCGACGUGUCCAAGAACUGGAGACCUUGCUCGAGCAACAACCACCUAUUGACAUUGAUCAGUCGACUUCUCACGGAGAUCUGUCGGUCCUUCGGCGCGGUCUCGAGGAGGCUCGUAAACGCGAGAAGGUAAUCCUUCAACGCGAAGCCGAACAAAAGGCUUCUACGCGCUCCUUGAAGUCUCGCGUUUCCGAUUUGGAGAGAGAUCUCCAUGAUGCCUUGAUGAACAAAUAUGACUUGCGUUCUCCGCAGAACUCUCCAUCUAGUAAACUCCACGAAGAGCUGCGCGGCCUUCGGAAGCAACUCUCUGAUGCGCAUCGGUCUCUUAAGGAGAUCAAGAUGAAGAACCGUGACCUGGAACGUGCUGCAAUGAAGGAAGAGGACCAGAGGGAUCUGCAUGAGCUUCUAAAGUCAUCAACCCUCGAGGCCGAGGCUUUGGCACUUAAGGUAUCAGAAAGAGACUCGCGUUUGAAUGAGCUGAAAACCCAAGUUCGCCGGAUCCGCGAAGAGCGGGCUUUUUGCAUUCGCAAGGCUGAAGCAGCAACAAAGGACCUGGAAACUUUACAACAACGAUAUGACGAAGCUUUGGAGAAAGUCUUCACUUCCAAAUCAACGAGUAAGAGCCGACAUGAGAAGGAGAUGCGCGGCUUGGGCAAAGAAAUCAUCUGGCUUCGUGCUCGUUUGCAGCGAGAGGAGAAAUUCCGUCGUGACUUGGCCUGGAGUAAGGGUCUGAUGGAGCUUGGCGAACGCGUCCGCGUUGCAUGUAACGAAGCCGAUCUGCGCAUGAUCACCGAGAUGGGCGUCCAACCUCGCGGCCGUAACCCUACUCGAACCCCCCGUCACAAGCUACGGUCUGCUAUCUCAAUGGUCGUCGCUGCUGUUCGCAUGCAACGAAUGGGCCAAGAAUGGAGGGUAGCCAAGAAGCUCGGUGAGGGCUUAAAAAGAGCCAAAAGCGAGAUGCUAAGGCGCCGCGAAAGCUCGAGCAAGGGUGUGCUUGCUCAAUAA